UGUUCUUCCAUUAAUAAAAUGCAAUCAUUCUGAUUCAAGUUACCUACCGAAGGUGUUAAAACUAUUAGAAAGCAAGUAUAUUUAAAAUUGCUGAUACAAUGAUUUCUGGAGUGUCUAUUUUUCGCUUUCACGAUGUAACUUUGCGGUACCUGGGGCAAAUGCCACCAUCAAAUCAUUACCGUUACUUAUACUAUCUGUACUCACUGGCUUUAUUUAUAGUCAUAACCGUUGGCUAUCCCACUCAUCUGAUGAUUGGACUCAUCAGAAGUGAAAGCAAAGCCGAUAUAUUCAAAAAUAUGACCAUUAACUUCACCUGUUUGGCAUGCAGCAUCAAAACAAUUGCACUUUGGUGGCGUCUAGCAGACGUUCAAAAAAUUUAUCGAAUCAUCUUGAAGCUCGACACACAUAUAAUCCAAGCAGAGGAUGUGAAAUUGUACAAAUUGAUCGCGUUUCGUCGAGCGAAACAAAUUCUCUACUUCGUUCUCAGCGUGGGACUGGGCGCUGCGAUUAGCUCCGAAGUAGCUACUCUAAUUGGCGGUAUUUUAGGCAAUUGGAGGCUCAUGUACCCAGCCUAUUUUCCAUUCGACACCGAGCGGAGCGCUUUGAGUUACAUGGCGGCUCAUAUUUACCAGUGCAUUGGCGUAACUGUGCAGAUUUUUCAAAAUGUAAUAAAUGACACAUUUCCACCCAUUGCACUGGCAAUGUUAGCUGGUCAUGUGCGUAUGCUGAAUGUGCGAGUGGCACGUAUUGGCCACAACACGCGAAGUGAUGCAGUGCUGGCGCCCAACGCUGAGUUCUUGGUGUGCAUUGAGGACUACAAACAUUUGCUUGAUUUCCGUGUUGCAAUUCAACGCAUCUCCUCUAUCGGCACUUUCGUACAGUUUCUGGUCACCACCUUCAACAUGGGUGUGGUCAUUGUGUAUUUGAUCUUCUAUGUGAACGAUAUAUUUUCAUAUAUCUACUAUUUCGUAUUCUUGCUGGCAAUGCCAUUGGAAAUAUUUCCGCUUUGCUACUAUGGAACUUACAUGGAAAUGGAAUUCGAGCAGCUGACCUAUGCCAUAUUUUCUUGCAAUUGGAUGGACCAAGAUGCGGUUUUCAAAAAAAAUCUUCGCAUUUUCGCUGAGCAAUCGUUGCGUAAGCAAAUUGUUAUUGCAGGCGGCAUUUUUGCAGUUAACUUGGAUACGUUUUUUGCCGCCUUGAAGAGUGCAUAUUCACUCUUUGCAUUAGUGGUGCAAAUGAAAUGA
Molecule: messenger RNA, 1244 nt
Organism: Anastrepha ludens (Mexican fruit fly)
Lineage: Eukaryota; Metazoa; Arthropoda; Insecta; Diptera; Tephritidae
Product: odorant receptor 59a-like
Exons: 2
Coding region: 99-1244 (381 amino acids)
Biological process (GO): sensory perception of smell; detection of chemical stimulus involved in sensory perception of smell
Cellular component (GO): plasma membrane
Molecular function (GO): olfactory receptor activity; odorant binding
Source: RefSeq, a predicted model, not a curated record